Molecule: messenger RNA, 1340 nt
Organism: Ostrea edulis (European flat oyster)
Lineage: Eukaryota; Metazoa; Mollusca; Bivalvia; Ostreida; Ostreidae
Exons: 27
Coding region: 24-1169 (381 amino acids)
Source: RefSeq, a predicted model, not a curated record
GACUGCACUUCAAGCAAAUAAAAAUGAUACAAUUUUGCAGAAAUUUUCAUUUGAAAUCUUGGAAGAUAAACAGUGUCAAGAUGCUGGUAUUAUACCUAAAUAUUCUGCUAGUUCUGGGAAUGACUGUGCGUGCUCAGCAGCUUCCGGUUUCUACCCGAUGUUUUAUGCUUGGACGGGAUACCUGUCCGCCACGAUAUCGCUGUGUGGAAGGAAUCUGUCAACCAUUCGAGACGGUAACUGAUGGAUGUUCUAUUCUAUGUGAAUUCAAAGUAAACACUACCUGCGAAGAUAACCAGUGUGUAAGAAUACCUGGAGCAUCAUGUGGACUUCUCUAUAUGGAACCCUGUUCAUCGGGGUACCUUUGCAGAAAUGGAAUAUGUUCUCGUGAUCCUAUGACCUGUCAUUGGUCUAUUCUAUGUGAAUUCAAAGUAAACACUACCUGCGAAGAUAACCAGUGUGUAAGAAUACCUGGAGCAUCAUGUGGACUUCUCUAUAUGGAACCCUGUUCAUCGGGGUACCUUUGCAGAAAUGGAAUAUGUUCUCGUGAUCUUCCGACCUGCCCUUGGCCGGGGUGUCCAGAAGGUGAUGUCUGCAAAGACGGUCGAUGCGUGCCAGAUUCUUUGCCCUGUCCUUGGCCGGGGUGUCCAGAAGGUGAUGUCUGCAAAGACGGUCGAUGCGUGCCAGAUUCUCUGCCCUGUCCUUGGCCCGGGUGUUCAUCAGGUGAUGUCUGCAAAGACGGUCGAUGCGUGCCAGAGUCUGUGUCCUGUCCUUGGCCGGGGUGUCCAGUAGGUGAUGUCUGCGAAAGCGGUCGAUGCGUGCCAGAGUCUGUGUCCUGUCCUUGGCCGGGGUGUCCAGUAGGUGAUGUCUGCGAAAGCGGUCGAUGCGUGCCAGAGUCUGUGUCCUGUCCUUGGCCGGGGUGUCCAGUAGGUGAUGUCUGCGAAAGCGGUCGAUGCGUGCCAGAUAUUUUUCGUCUGCCCGGAGUUGGUCAUCAAAGCGGAUGUAGAAAUGGUGGUCCAUGCCCGCCUGGAUAUGAUUGCGUUAGGAACCGUUGUAUACCAGGUAAUACUCCUCGUCAGCCCACAAUUGGUCAACAAAUCGAACGUAAUCCUCCUCGUCAGCCCACAAUUGGUCAACAAAUCGAACGGUGGUCCUUGCCCUCCGGGAUAUAACUGCGUUGGUGGGCAAUGUUUAAUAGUGAUUGUGUGAAAACGGAAAUAGGACUACGCUGCCUGAGGAGAAAAAAGUUUGAACAGAAGAAAACAGAUUGGAAUAGACAUUAAAUUGUAGAAUACGUUUUCAUUAUAUAUGAUAUAUCAAUAAAGUAGUAUGCAUGUUUGAUA